This is a messenger RNA of Paramecium sonneborni, 217 nucleotides long. The record is from the annotation of a GenBank genome assembly. NCBI's taxonomy places the organism in Eukaryota, Ciliophora, Oligohymenophorea, Peniculida, Parameciidae.
AAUGCUAUGCCCUAAUCCUACCCAACGACUUUCCAUUAAUGAACUAAGAGAGAACAAUCUAAUUAGAAGAAUCACGAGAAGAUAUGAAUUGCUUCAUGCCAUGUCAAGUAUGACAGAAAUUCCAAAAAGCUCUUAAAUUAAUAACUUUACCAAAGAUAUUGAAACCAAAACUUUCUCUAUUGAAGUACCUUAAAUACCUUCUCAAAAGAGUUUAUGA